Messenger RNA from Cucurbita maxima (winter squash), 795 nucleotides. RefSeq lists its product as uncharacterized. The transcript is spliced from 2 exons. NCBI's taxonomy places the organism in Eukaryota, Viridiplantae, Streptophyta, Magnoliopsida, Cucurbitales, Cucurbitaceae. Gene Ontology annotation, molecular function: zinc ion binding; nucleic acid binding. Bases 1 to 795 code for a protein of 264 amino acids. The record is from RefSeq and is a predicted model, not a curated record.
AUGAAACUCAAGUAUCAAGGAAAUGCUAGAGUGAAGCGAGCCCAGUUACAACGACUUCGCAGAACAUUCAAAACCUUAGAGAUGAAAGUAGGAGAAGUAUGCUCAAUUGAAGAAUCCAAGGACAUUGACCAAUUAACAGUCGAUGAAUUACAUGCAUCUUCACUUGUACAUGAACAAAAGGUGAUUGAUAAGAGGAAUGAAAAGCAGGUUAUGCAGGUGGAGAAUGUACCAAGGUAUGGACAAGGAAGUGGCAGAGGGACAUUUCAGAGAGGAAGAGGUUACUCUAGAGAACGGGGAAGAGGUAGAUCUUUUAUGAACCGGUCGGCUAUCAACUGUUUUCGAUGUGGAAAGCAAAGACAUUACCAAUUUAAAUGUCCGAGCUUAGAAAAAGAAGCUUUCAAUUAUGCUGAAUUUGACGAGGAUGAAGAACUGCUAUUGAUGGCGUACACAAAGAAAAGUAAAGUUGAAAGAGAAGGCAUUUGGUUUCUCGAUUUCGGGUGCUCAAAUCAUAUGACAAGGGACAAAACAUGGUUCGUUGAGCUUGAUGAAAGUUUCAAACACACUGUCAGGUUGGGAAAUAGCUCAAAAUUGGCAGUUGAAGGAAGAGGCAGUGUCAGAUUCGAAGUUAAAGGUAUCACACAAACCGUAACAAAUGUCUACUGUCCUCAAUCUCACCAACAAUUUUCUAAGCAUAGGGUAGCUAUAGGAGAAGCACUUGGUGAUCUUAAUCAAAGAAGGAACCUGCAGAAUCUAUCAUCAACAAAGGGGCAUGAACACACAAAUAAUGACGAAUAG